Anoplopoma fimbria (sablefish) is the source of this 417-nucleotide messenger RNA. RefSeq names its product olfactory receptor 10G6-like. The record is from RefSeq and is a predicted model, not a curated record. Gene Ontology annotation, biological process: G protein-coupled receptor signaling pathway. Gene Ontology annotation, cellular component: membrane. Gene Ontology annotation, molecular function: G protein-coupled receptor activity. Lineage: Eukaryota; Metazoa; Chordata; Actinopteri; Perciformes; Anoplopomatidae. The transcript has 2 exons. The annotation marks the transcript as partial.
AUGCUAACACCUCUCAAACAGCCUAUCGUGUUCCAGCUGGAGGGCUUCUAUGUACCACCAGGCUAUGGUGCCUUCUUGUUCUUCCUGGCUCUGAUUUACUACAUCGUAAUGCUGUUGGCCAAUGGUUUGGUGCUGUGUGUUAUUGUCAUGAACAGGAACCUGCACAGACCCAUGUACAUAUUGGUUUGUAACCUCAUAGUCUGUGAUCUGCUGGGGGCCACCACGGUAGUGCCUUGCCUUAUGAUGCACUUCUUGAUGGGCCAGAAGAAGAUCGCCUACAUCCCAGCCAUCGCCCAGGCCCUCUCUGUGCACAUGUACGGCGCCGCAAUGCAGACUGUUAUGGGCAUCAUGGCCUAUGACAGGUACAUUGCUGUGUGUGAACCACUCAGGUAUCACGCCAUCAUGACAUCGGCUCGG